AGUCGGCAGAGAGCACCGGAACUGGACGGAACAGUGCACCGGAAGUUCUUUCAUUUUAGCUGAAGAAGGAAAAGUGUCCUGCUUGUUUUCCCGUGAUGUCUGUGCGAGCAGCAGAGGCGGAGAACCGACUCUUCUUUGUGGAAUGAAAGCAGCCGGGCCGCUCGCUCACAGACAGGAAACCACGCGUGUUCAACAUCCGCCGCCUUGUAGUCGAACCCGAACAGUUAACGGAACCGAGCCGUGUGCCCCGAGACCAGCUGCUGUGCUAACACUAGCUCCGUGUUAGCUGGCUGCCGAGCGGCGGGACCCGUCGGACCCGUCCAGAACCCUCCGAACAGAAGCUCAUCAGUUGGAGCAGACGAAGUCGCAGGGAUCCGAGCGUCCCUCAUCACCAUUGGGCCCUGAGAUGACCUCACAGCAGCCACAGUUCCCCAAUGCAGUUAUUCCUCCCCACCUUGCCCAGAACUCCUCUGCUCAGCACGCCCGGGCUCACAUUCAGGCCAAUCAGCUGGACUCAAGUCAGAGUGCGACCGCUGGGCCUCUGGACCAUAGAUCACUGACGGGCAGGCCGGGCUGUUCCGGAGUGGCAGCGACCAGCGGAGAGGUGGCUAAUAGGAACGUAACCUCGUGCACCGACUCCAACUUGUCCAGAAGAGAUGGGGGUUUUGAGCCGUGGCCCGAGGAAGCAGUGGACAACUCCCACGGGCUGUACUCACUCCACCGCAUGUUUGACAUAGUCGGAGCCCAGCUAACACAUCGGGAUGUCAGGGUGCUGUCAUUCCUUUUUGUUGAUGUGAUUGAUGAGUAUGAGCGCGGUGGCAUCAGGAGUGGAAGGGAUUUCCUGCUUGCCCUAGAGCGCCAGGGUCGCUGUGAUGAGACCAACUUCCGACAUGUUCUCCAGCUUCUAAGGAUUAUCACCCGCCACGACCUACUGCCUUAUGUCACACUCAGGAAACGGCAAGCUGUGUGCCCGGACCCGGUCGACAAGUACCUGGAAGAGACAUCUGUGCGCUACAUUUCACCCAGAGGAGCAGUGCAGAGCAAGGACACUGCAUCUCACAGAAGAACAGGUCCUCAGCCCGUCAUUUGCUGUUCCCCAUCAGGACCCCAUGUUGGCCCUCCCAGAAUAAAGCCAGCUCCUCCUGCACCUAACCGCAAACGGAGGAGAAGUCAUUCCUCAGCUGACUGCAGAGAGAAGCAAACAUGUGAUAUCCGCCUCCGGGUUCGUGCUGAAUACUGCCAGCAUGAGUCUGCGCUUCAGGGCAACGUCUUCUCCAACAAGCAAGAAGCGGUGGAGCGACAGUUUGAGCGCUUCAACCAGGCAAACACUAUUCUCAAAUCCCGAGACUUGGGUUCCAUCAUCUGUGACAUCAAGUUCUCUGAGCUCACCUACUUGGAUGCCUUCUGGAGGGACUACAUCAAUGGAUCAUUGCUAGAGGCUCUUAAAGGGGUCUUUAUCACAGAUUCAUUAAAACAGGCUGUGGGCCACGAGGCUAUAAAACUGUUGGUCAAUGUUGACGAGGAGGACUACCAGGCCGGUCGACGCAAACUACUCCGUAAUUUGGUCACGAGUGGAGGGAGUCCACCAGGAGCUUGUAAAGACUCUGUACCUUAGACACACUCUCCAGGUGGUUGCAUACGGGAGGACCGCUGCUGUGCCUCCCUCCACAGGGAAUAGAGUGAAAAGUGGUCGUGAUGUUUGAGGUGCCCGAAGUGUGCCUGAAAGAAAAUGAAGAACUUCUAGCCACAGCAUCGAUUCCUUGAGAGCUAAGGUCAUACGAUAUCUACUUGGCACCCCUUAGCGUAGCAUGCGAGGUGAUUGGGAACUAUGUUAGCAAAAGAAGUAGGCGAUGCGUACAGGUCGACAUUAUUUUGAAUGUCGAGCUGUUCAUUUUCUUCAAGGAGGAGAAUGCUGAUUCAUGUAUGCGAAUGGAUUGAAUAAUUUCUUGUUUCUGGUAUGUUAGUUCGUUGAGACACAUUUGUUAACUCUAAUGAUACUCUUCACCCCUGUUCAAAAGUGUAGUCCUUUUCAAUACAGGAAACGUGCUUAACGCUGAUGAGUUACUCCCAGUGGGAGUUGUACCUUUUAUUGUCAAACUGGUUCAUCUUUUUUUUUUGUCCAGCUUUUUCAGGUACAUUUUACAGAUUGAUUGGAUUAACACAAUGAGAGUGUUCUGUAUGUUCUUGACAGUCACCGGCUGUAGUUCGACUUACAAUUUGUUUCUGUUUCUUUUAGCUUCUUAUCCUGUGUUUCCAAGACUUUGCAGAGUUUCCGUGUCUGUAAAAAAAUGAACCUUUCAGAGCAGUUUUUAUUGGCUCACUGUCAAAAACAUUAUGUCACGGCUUUGUUUUAACUCAUUUUUUUCUUUUUAAGACAUGGCUCAUUAACAGCAGCUGUGAUUGUGGCCUCAUUUGAACUUGUCCAGUCCCCUGCCAAUAUUCCAGACUCAUUGGAUCAUUUUGUGGCGAGCGUUAUCCAAUGAAACGUCGAGUCAUUCACUGGUGUUUGUGUGGAUUUACAAACCCAACUCCAGCUUCAUUGUCAGCCUGUACCUCUGGCCACGCCACUCACCCCCUCACUCAUGUUCACUCACGAUAGAUCACUGAACUUUUUUCUUUUCGUAUUUGAAAUAAGAAUGUCAGAUCAGCAGCAGGUGAAAUUUGCAGCCAGUAUGUGGAGACUCGCCUCAGCUGCACAGGUAGUAAGAUGCCACGAGAAACUGAAAUCAUUCACAGGGCUUGUUUUACAUGUUAAACCUUCAGCAGUCUUUUCCCUGUCAUGCCUCCUCUCGUGGAUGAGGAUGUAGCUGAGUGUCUUCAGUUACAUCCUCCUCCAUCAGGAGGUGUAGCAUCUUCACAGGCAGUCACAAACCAAAUCUAUUUCUAUUCCUGUAGGUUCUUUAAACUGACAAAAUAGCACUGUGCACACCAACACAAUAAGAUAUAAGAUAUAUAGCAUGUUCAUCAUCUUAUAUAAUGAUACGCUUCUACUGGCAGAAUACCUGCCAUGCCCUGGAAUGUAUCCAUGUAUUAACAGGAGACAUUUCAUGGGUUCUUGUGACAAACACAUGUGACAGUAUUAAAGAGCUUUAAUUUUAUGCAGUCUAAAACAAUUCAUUUCAUUAUACAUGCCUUUCUGUCUGUGAGAAGGCCCCCUGAGCAGCACACACUGCAGCACGAUGUUGGAGAAUCGAGUCUGCUUCAUGUUGAUGUGAUGGCUUCAUCCGCAGAUCUCCCAUCACACCUCAGAUUACAGGAGCUACAAACUGGAUUGUCUUCUUCUCCAGGCUGGUACAGCUUUUCAUUUCACUUUUAGAAACUGUGCCGCACAUUAAAAGUUCAUGACGUACACCGCCGACAGUCUGCUGCUGUGUCCCACCCAGUCAUUUCUGUGGUGUGUCCCAGCUAAUUGGUCAUGUGUUAUCGCAUGUUGAUAAUACAUGAGGCCAGUGAGAGCGCUGCCCGACUGACAGUCCAGCUUAGUCAAUCACCAAUUUCACCCAUUUAGUACGUUUAUCCAUCUUUUUUUGUCUUUCAUCGUCUUUCAUCAGUGAUAUUCAGAGCAUUUGGCAGACUGUUGAAUUGGAUUGAGGGCGGAAUGAAAAUGGUAAACGUGUUCUGUUUCGUUCUUUCUCUGAUACGUAGGAUUAGGAGCACAGACUACUAUUGCUGGGCUACCAUGCUUCCAUGUUGGCUGUAGGCUGUAGUCUCUGUGCUGUUCAAUGCAACUUUUAACAAAGUAUGUGAGUCAGCCAAACUCAUCAUUUCUACAAUAUCUGCAGCUCAUAUGUUGUGGUUGUAGAAAAGAAAUGUGGUUACAUUUGAAUAAAUAAGAAAAUGUCAAGUGCAGGUCUGUGACAGGAUGUCAUUUCCAGUCAGACACAUCCACCCAUUCUUAACCCCAACCUCCACACCUUUUCUCAGGCUGCAUAAGUUACUCCUGCAUUGGCACUGAGCGUUGGCAUUCGACGUAAAUCGCGAGGUACGUAACUUCUGGGGACACUGGACUGGAGUCCACACUGAUGUCAAGGGGGCGCCAUAAGUCAUAAAAUUGAAAUGGAAUUACUGGUGUACGAGGACUGGUUCUGACUCAAUGCAAACUCUAAGUAUGUUUGUUUGGAAAUGUUUAAUAUCUGAUAAUAUCAGAGACAAAGUAUAAGAAUUACGCUCUUUUGUGAUGAGAUUAUUUCCAUGUUGUAACAGAUCACAGACUGAAUGUCAUUUUAGUCUCUAAUGCUAACAUGACAUUUUCCUGUCAUAUUUCUGUUACUCAGUGCAUAUAGCCAAAUCAGUGUACGCUAUUAAAAGUUCAGUGUCUGUUUUUACCAAAUAUAUUCUUCCUGCUAAAAAGCCUGAGAUCUCAGCUCUGCUAAAACACCACCCAUGGGUACAUAUCAGAACACUCGUCAUGAUUGAAGGCCACAAUUACUGUGAAUUAUAUGGAGCAGGCCUACAUUUUCUAUUUUUACCCCAGUGGAAUUUCAUGUAAAGGUUGCAAGUUAGUAUCUAUUAUAUAGGUUGGUGUAUGUUCUGUUGAUUGUGUGUUCUGUUAGUUGUUAAAUGCAGCUGUCUCUUAAGCAAAAUUGCAUGUAACCUGUUAUGAUCUCCAGAAAUGUCAUAGAAACUCACAGUGCUAACAUUUUGUAAAUAACUUUAUUGGAUGUCAGGUUUUCUUACUUCAAUUUUGCAUUUCUUUCAGACAAACAGACGAGUAGGACUGUUAAUAAAUGAAGCGGAUGGGUUUUGUUGAAGUCCCAGUCCUAAUUAUUAUUAUUUUUUAUGUCACAUGACACUUAUGAAGACUAAUCUCGUGGUGGAAAAUAUAGACAUAUUUAAACAAAUAGAUCUGAUGCUUAUUAUGGACUAGACCAACAUGUUAGAAAUUUGGCCCAAAGCUUUUACUGCUUUGACACACACACACCCUGUGUAUGAUAUGAAUGUUUGAAUCCAUGUUCAAACUGUAUAUGCUAAUUUACAUUAGGCUGGUCCUGGGCGCGUGCCAU
Molecule: messenger RNA, 5003 nt
Organism: Larimichthys crocea (large yellow croaker)
Lineage: Eukaryota; Metazoa; Chordata; Actinopteri; Sciaenidae
Gene: dedd
Product: death effector domain containing
Exons: 5
Coding region: 407-1615 (402 amino acids)
Biological process (GO): extrinsic apoptotic signaling pathway via death domain receptors; apoptotic process; regulation of apoptotic process
Cellular component (GO): nucleolus
Molecular function (GO): DNA binding; protein binding
Source: RefSeq, a predicted model, not a curated record